This is a messenger RNA of Brassica napus (rape), 1173 nucleotides long. Its product is annotated as NAP1-related protein 2-like. Gene Ontology annotation, biological process: nucleosome assembly. Gene Ontology annotation, cellular component: nucleus; chromatin. NCBI's taxonomy places the organism in Eukaryota, Viridiplantae, Streptophyta, Magnoliopsida, Brassicales, Brassicaceae. The coding region runs from base 139 to 900 and encodes 253 amino acids. The record is from RefSeq and is a predicted model, not a curated record. Gene Ontology annotation, molecular function: chromatin binding; histone binding. The transcript has 10 exons.
CCAAAACCCUAAACUCCACGCUUUUAUAGAUCAACGAGAGUUAGGGUUUUAGCCGCUGCUCUUGUGACGGAACUUAAAAAGCAGAGAGAGAGCAUAAAGAGGAGUCUGUGGAAUUGCAAUUAGGGUGGAAAGCUGAGGAUGGUGGGGGACAAGAGCAAGAAGGCGAAGACUGAUGAGGAGAACGUCGAGCAAAUCGAUGGAGAGCUUGUCCUGUCCAUCGAAAAGCUUCAGGCCAUUCAAGACGACCUCGAGAAGAUAAACGAGAAGGCUAGCGAUGAAGUGUUGGAAGUGGAGCAGAAGUACAACGGUAUAAGGAAGCCUGUCUAUGACAAGCGUGGCGAUAUCAUCAAAGCCAUCCCUGACUUCUGGCUCACUGCUUUCUUGAGCCACCCUGCUCUUGGUGAACUUUUGACUGAAGAAGACCAAAAGAUAUUCAAAUAUCUAAGCUCUCUGGAGGUUGAGGAUGCCAAAGAUGUGAAGUCUGGAUACUCUAUCACUUUUAACUUCAAUCCCAACCCUUACUUUGAGGAUGGGAAACUAACUAAGACCUUUACCUUCCUGGAAGAAGGGACAACCAAAAUAACAGCCACACCUAUCAAGUGGAAAGAGGGCAAGGGCUUGUCAAAUGGAGUUGAUCACGAGAAGAAUGGAAACAAACGUGCCUUACCUGAAGAGAGUUUCUUUACCUGGUUUAGCGAUGCUCAACACAAGGAAGAAGACGUUGAAGUAGAGAUCCACGACGAGGUUGCGGAUAUCAUCAAGGAAGACUUAUGGGCUAACCCUCUCACCUACUUCAACAAUGAGGCUGAUGAAGAGGAUUUUGAUGAUGAAGAUGAUGAGGGGGAAGAAGGUGAUUCUGAUGAAGACGAUGACGCAGAAGGCGAAGAUGGUGAGGAAUGAUUGGAGAGGCGCUUCCCCAUAAACCACCAUUUGCUUACAUGUCUUCUAUAACAGAGUGUGUGUUGAAAGGUUUUUAAUUUUAAGCAAAAUGGUCAUGACGACAACAUAUAAGACAAGCUUUUCAUGCUUCGAUAAGAAUACAUUUUAGCUAUUUUAAUCUUUUUGUUUGUAGGAGUUCCAUUUUCAGUCUUUGUUGCAGAGUCCUGCUUAAACUGUUUUCGAGUCUGACAUAUCUAUUCUCUUCUACUCUUCUUAUAUAAAUGUUCUCCUCUC